Messenger RNA from Aspergillus uvarum CBS 121591, 1940 nucleotides. RefSeq lists its product as uncharacterized. Lineage: Eukaryota; Fungi; Ascomycota; Eurotiomycetes; Eurotiales; Aspergillaceae. The transcript has a single exon. The coding region runs from base 21 to 1604 and encodes 527 amino acids. The record is from RefSeq and is a predicted model, not a curated record.
UUGGCGGAGGCACGGUUGAGAUGGUGACUUGCUCUGACCAUCCCUGGCAUUCCAGGAACCCAUCCUACAUCCACGAGAUACUUGAGGAUGGCAUAGUCCCCUUUCAUAGCAUCCUGGCUUUGGGGUGCGCUCUGACAACCCACAAGCAGCUGUAUACUUCUCAGGAGCACGUCUCACACCAUACCACCCGGCUUACAGCACACCUCUACCAGCUGCUCUCCUCCCUUCGCCACCCUAACGGUGUCAAAGUGUGCGAGAUCUACCGAGACCCAGCGGCGGAGUACGGCAACAGUACGACCCAGGGGUCCAUCGUCGCCUUCAACAUCUGCUCCGACGAAGGGCGAUGGCUCCGGCUCUCGCACAUUGAAGAGGCGGCCAACGAGCACCGCAUCCACCUCCGCACAGGCUCAGUCUGCAACCCCGGCGGACUCGCAAAGCUCCUCCAGCUGGAUGAAUGGGAGUUGUUCCAAAACUACACAGCGGGGGUACGUUGCGGCUGUCGCAGCGUGCUUGUGGGGCACAAGCCUUCGGGCAUCAUCCGCGUGAGCCUGGGGGCGAUGAGCACCGUGAACGACGUCGAGCAUUUUGUAGGGUUCGUGCACCAUCUGUUCGGAGCAGGCGCCUUUCCUCUGCUGGUGCCAACGUCCCCGUCCAAUCCUCCUACUUCCCAGCACCUUCAUGUGCAUACCCUGAUGAUUUAUCCGAUCCACGGCGCUGCCGCAUACACAAUCCCCGCGCAUCAGUCGUGGCAUCUCACCUCGACAGGGCUGCAGUGGGACCGACAAUGGUGCCUGGUCAACCUGCAGACAGGCUCCGCCCUCGACCAACGCCAUGCGCCGCGUCUCCUACUCCUCCAACCGAUGAUAGACGCCGUGCACGGCAUCCUGCGCAUUACCGUGCACCACUCGCUGCGCCGGCGCAACCCCAAACUACGGCAGUCGAUGACUGUGCCUUUACAUGACCCGGGGCGAGAUGUCCAGGUACCCAAAGGCAAUCUCUAUCAGUGCCAGGCAACCAGCCUCGGCAAGCUCCAUGGCCCUGAGGACGGCACCGGCCUGCUCCGGCUGUUCCACUCACCAGAUCUGGUCGCUUUCUUCACCGCGGCGCUCGGCGUCCCGUGCACGAUGGCCCGAUUCCUCGACCCAGCGGACUGUAUUUCUCCCGCAUGGAGAACGCUCCCCGAACAGCAGCCGAUGGCGGAGGUCCAUGUCUCGCCAUCCGAUCAACCGCUUCUGUCGCUGCCGCCCGAACAGACCCAGACUAUUCCGCAUGAGGAGUCGCAAGAUGGGCAGCCAUCACGUCGUUCCCUCCCAGUGGCCCUGACCGAGACACUGCGUGCCAAUGCCCUGCUGGCUUCGGAUACUGCUACUGCUGCUACUCCUGACAACCGUCAGUGGUGUCUGUUACAGUUCGGGCCCCGAGAGCAGCAGGCGCAAGCGAGCAUCGUCCAGUUUGGACGGAUGAAAGCGGUGGCUAUCACGGCGGAGCGACAGAGCCCGGAGAUCUUUGAGCGGACGAGUCCAGUGGUGAAGAUAGUGUGGAGAGAGGGGAACGAAGGAACGCUUUCAGUGCGUGCAGGACAACCGUUGGUACUACGGGAGUGAACCGUUCGGUUGCUUCUAAGCCCUAAUGAUUUGAGCACUCUGAAGUAGUGCUGCGGAGAGCUGGGAUAGUUGUCAAAGCCAGGAUAAGCCCUUCACAGAUCAAACAGUUGACAGUGGUUGUGGUCUCGCUCUCUAGGCACCAUUCACUCACUUUGAGUUGUAGAAGCUGGACUCAUUUUCUUGCAUGUGUAUUUUUGAAGGCAUUGUGCCAGUGUUAGGUUUUGCAGUUUUCGUUCUCGAUUCCAUGAAGAUCAUCUGCUGUUGGCUUUCCAUAUAUGCUUCUCUCUGAUUCCGGUUGCCGAUAGGAGAAAGAGUUGGGCAAAAAAUCUGAUAGAU